Messenger RNA from Gambusia affinis (western mosquitofish), 873 nucleotides. It is a transcript of the gene lzic, whose product is annotated as leucine zipper and CTNNBIP1 domain containing. The transcript is spliced from 7 exons. The record is from RefSeq and is a predicted model, not a curated record. NCBI's taxonomy places the organism in Eukaryota, Metazoa, Chordata, Actinopteri, Cyprinodontiformes, Poeciliidae. Bases 246 to 815 code for a protein of 189 amino acids. Gene Ontology annotation, molecular function: beta-catenin binding.
ACCCACGUUCUGAAGUUACGUUCAUGGUCACAAAUGCUCAAGACUUAUGCGACUCGAGACAAACAGUAAAUAGUCUUUUUACUAAAAUAGUCAUUUUUUUAAUAUGGUGUUUUAUGCGGUGGUUCUGUUCGCUAUUCUAUGGUUCUUCCCAUUAGCCUGAAGCAAACGUCCUCCGUUCCUACGACUUGUUUAUAACUGGUUAUUACAAAGACAAUUCACGAGUUUGGAAACAGAUUUUUAACAGAAUGGCAUCACGGGGUAAGUCCGAAACCAGCAAACUGAAGCAGAACAUGGAGGAACAGCUUGACAGGCUGAUGCAGCAGCUUCAGGACCUGGAGGAAUGCAGAGAGGACUUGGACGAGGAGGAAUAUGAGGAGACAAAGAAAGAGACACUGGAACAGCUGGAAGAAUUCAAUGACUCACUGAAGAAAAUAAUGACAGGAGACAUGACACUGGUAGAUGAACUUGGUGGGAUGCAAUUGGCAAUCCAAGCUGCCAUCAGCCAAGCAUUCAAAACCCCCGAGGUGAUCCGACUUUUUGCAAAGAAGCAGCCAGGACAGCUCAGGACCCGACUCGCCGAGAUGGACCGAGACGUGAUGGUGGGGAAAAUGUCUCGGGAGGUGCACACGCAGCAGAAAAUGGAAAUCCUCACAGCCCUGAGGAAGCUGGGAGAGAAGCUCAUUCCAGAGGAUGACACAUUCCUGGCUGAAAACGCGACGGCGACUCUGAGUCAGUUUGAAAAAGUCACUGCAAACCUGGGGUCGGAAGACAAAAUUAUGGCCUUAGCCAGUUCUGGGGUGAAAACCCAAGCAUAGAUAGUUUACAAAAUUACAGUUAUAACUCAUUGUUGUUCUUAUUUAAAAAAAAAAGAAG